Morchella importuna is the source of this 912-nucleotide messenger RNA. RefSeq lists its product as uncharacterized. Lineage: Eukaryota; Fungi; Ascomycota; Pezizomycetes; Pezizales; Morchellaceae. The transcript is spliced from 3 exons. The coding region runs from base 1 to 912 and encodes 303 amino acids. Gene Ontology annotation, molecular function: carbonate dehydratase activity; zinc ion binding. The record is from RefSeq and is a predicted model, not a curated record.
AUGCUCAACUUCAACCUCCUCCAAGUGGCAGCGAUUUUCACAUUCUCCCUCAGUGCAGCAGCACUUUCAGAGCCAAAAUGUGGGGUUAAUGGAUAUGUAUCUCCUUGGGGCUACAAUUCCGGAAAUGGUCCUAUUGCAUGGUCGAGCUUUACAAAAAUCCCGGAGAUUGGAAACGCCGUUGAGAAAUGUAACAUAGCUCGGACUUCAACUCACCAAUCACCAGUGGUCAUCCGUCCGAGUGUCAUGGAUAAAACCGAUAAAGAGACAAAGCUUGACUGGAAACUCGGUCAUGAGGGCCGUGAACUCGAGUUCGAGUUCAACGGACAUACAGUUGAGGCGAUGCUAGAGAAUAAGACCAUUCCUCUUACAUCAACACUCAAUGGGGACCCAUGGAAAUUCGAACAGUUCCACUUCCACACUCCUUCUGAACAUACACAUGGUGCUGGGGAUGAAGACAAACCGGUUCGAUUCCCUCUAGAGGUUCAUUUCGUCCACUCUUCAGGGAGUAGAAAUGCAGUCCUCGGAAUCUGGUUUAAACUCGAUGACUCCACGCUCAACCCUUUUCUUGAAGAAGUCACCAAGAAUAUCGGAGAUCUCAAGAAUUGUGGUGACACGACAAAGGAACUCCUAGUCCUAUCAGAGAAAACGUUCGGUGGAGUGAAAGAAUUUGUUGAAGCCCAUGCCACUGUUGGCAAUAGUAACAUCACCACAUACGAGGGCUCACUUACCACACCACCGUGUUCAGAGGGUGUCAAUUGGUUUGUCGUGCAGCAACCUAUGGCCAUCUCUACUACCCAGCUUAAGAAGUUUCAAGCUGUCCUCGGCCACAACUCUCGUUGCACAAAGAGUGAGUGGAGGAAGGCAGGUUGGUCGAUCGAUGUCGACAGUCGCUCGAACGACUGUAAGGCAUGA